Molecule: messenger RNA, 6442 nt
Organism: Agrilus planipennis (emerald ash borer)
Lineage: Eukaryota; Metazoa; Arthropoda; Insecta; Coleoptera; Buprestidae
Product: regulator of G-protein signaling 11
Exons: 14
Coding region: 115-2589 (824 amino acids)
Biological process (GO): intracellular signal transduction; G protein-coupled receptor signaling pathway; regulation of G protein-coupled receptor signaling pathway
Source: RefSeq, a predicted model, not a curated record
AUGUGGGGGUGACUACAGGCGUGAUGGGGCGGGGGCAAAGCCCCAUGGAGCUCGGCUAGAGGAGUGUGUCCGGCUGCCCGGCCCCUCUGCUCUCACGCCGAGCCCGGCCGUCGCAUGGAGCCGGACCGGGAGCAGCGAUGCCACAGGCCCAUGGCCUUUGACAAGAUGGAGGGGCUGGUGCGGGAAAUGCAGGACCCGGAACACGGAGUGCCAGUGCGAAGCCAGAAGCUUUUUCUGACAUCUAUACCCUCCGCCUUCAUGGGUUACGAUCUGAUAGAAUGGCUGAUGGAGCGCCUUGGAAUAGAAGAAUCUGAGGCACUCAAUCUAGCGAAUCAGAUGUGUCAAUAUGGAUACUUUUUUCCAGUUAGUGAUUCCAAGAACCUGGUUGUUAAGGAUGACAGCUCUCUCUAUAGGUUUCAGUCUGCGUAUUAUUGGCCAUGGCAAAAUAAGCCACCCGACAAUAUUGAAUAUGCAAUUUACCUCGCCAAAAGGACACUUAGGAAUAAACAACGGCAUGGUUUAGAAGAAUAUGAACUAGAAAAUCUGGGAAAUCUGAGGAAAAACUUGGCAAAUAAAUGGGAUUUUAUUACUCUGCAGGCGGAGGAACAGGUUAAAAGAGCGAAAAGUUACAAGAAGGGUGAAAAAAUAGUGACGGAUUCACAGGAAAGAGCAUACUGGCGUGUCCACAGGCCACCCCCGGGAAUAGUUAGCUCCUUAGAACAGUGUCCCGUGCCCACCAGGUGUAGAAAUGGGACCAGAUUACGAAAGAAAACCAUGGACGAUUGUAAACGAGAGGUGGAAUUACUCAAAAACAGUUUGCUCCGAACCCGCAUAAAGACUUCGCAAGCUUUAGAGAACAUGGUGCAAUAUGUUGAAACAUUCGCGGAAUACGAUCCCAUGGUGACCGGAAUACAGCCAUCCAAUCCAUGGGUCAGCGAUGACAUCACCUACUGGCAAAUGAAUAGUCCGUGGGUGGAAGCUCCGACUGAAAAAAGGAUAAAAAGGUGGGCAAUUUCGAUCGAAGAAUUAAUAUCGGACCCGACCGGCGUUCAGGAGUUCACUAACUACCUACGAAAGGAAUAUAGUCACGAGAAUAUUAGAUUUUGGAUGGCUGUCAACGAUCUAAGGAGGUCAGCUCAGUCGCAGAUACAACGAAAAGUGAACGAAAUAUUCGAAGAAUUUCUGGCACCUGGCGCCCCUUGUGAAAUAAACAUCGAUGGAAAAACGAUGGAAAAGGUUCACCAAGAAAUGAGGAAUCCGAGUAGGUUCACAUUCGACGCAGCGCAAGAGCACGUGUACACGUUGCUAUUGAAAAAGGACUGUUAUCCAAGAUUCGUUCGCUCCGAACAUUUCAAAGGCCUUUUGGCCGCCGGUGUACAGCCUCUUCAGAAAAAACGGUUUUUCGGGUUUGGUCAAACGAAAAAGAAGGCAUCGACCAGCACCACGCCAAAUCCAUCGCUCCUCCAACAGCAGCAGAAUCCUCAGGGCAGUGGCAUUACUUGCGGUAGUUUGUCAAAAAGGCGCGGCAGUGACAGAAGCCUGUCUGGAUCUGCACACGAACUUGCAAUUUCGGGGGUAAAGGACACGAGAGUUGCCCAUUCUCAUUCCCAAAGUAAUCUCAGCGACAUUCCGUACAGAGGUGACCUACCGUGCCAGUCCAAGAGCCAGGCGACGCCAACGAACGCAACGGAAGUAAAUGACGAGGCGACACAAGAAGACCCUGACAUCAGCUCAACUAAUGUAAACCCCAUUGGUGGUCGUAGUAUGAAAAAGCCCAGCAUUGCGGUAGCAGGAGUCUCCACGUCCGAAGAUGUAUGCCCGUGGGAUGUUUUUGCAACUUCGGCCGCCGACCAACCGUCGAGAUCGAGAAAGAAUUCCACACAAAUGGAAUCGGGAAGCUCCUCGUCAGAUCUGAGCACCGCUCUUACAGAUGUCGGUGACCGGAUGCGGAAAUCUUGCGUUCUUACGCAACAAUUUACCGUCGAUUGUGAUCGAAGACCUCCUUCGAAAGUAUUGAUGGCGGCAGGCACAGAGCAGCGCCGUGCUUCGGUUUCCGUGCCAAUUAGAUUUACGGAAAGCAGUAACAGGCCCUCGUUGUCCUCAUUCGAAGAAUCAGGCCCAUCGUCCGCAGCAUCUCCUUUAUUUAGUGAUAUAGACAAUAAUAACAAGCGCGAUGGAGUAUGCGCCUCCAAGACAUUGCGAAAAAGCUCCAGUUUGACGAAAACGUGUUCAGUGAGUGGCAUCAGUCCACCCAUAAUUAGCGUCAGUUCCGUGAUCGACGACGUGGCGUCGACUGCGAAUGUCGCGACACCGUUAGCCGAAACGGCGGGCCGAAAGAGUGACGAAAAUCCAGCGUCUCCCAUGACAGAAAUUCCUUGUACCAGUCAACAGCAAAAGCAACAACAACCUCUGGCGCCUUUGGCGGAACCCGACGCUGAAUCGCCCAUAAGCGAAAUUGUUGAAUUCGAAACCGUCACUUCAAAGGAAACAGAAGCCAAAAGUAAUGAUGUGUGUCCUUGGGAAGACGAAGAAACAUGCAGAACAGACGCUCCAUUCGUUAAGACUUACGUCACAUUCGGGCAUCUUUAAAAUGCGCAACUUUGUACUUCAAUACCGGAUGUUUUUCUCAUUCAUUUGAAAUUCCAAUAAUCAAAAAUACGAAUAUUGCAAAUCCUCAGAGAUAUUAGCGUUUUUUUACCUUUCAACAAAAUAUUAAAUAGUCAUUCCUUAACAAAGUAAAGAUAAAUCAGAUUCGUCAAUGGAUAAUUUAAACUAUCAUAUUAAAGUCAUCGUCCUUUGAAAAAUAAUGUACAUUAACUGAUUGCUUUCUGCAAUUGAGCCCUGUAGUUUGCAACCAGCGUUACUUUAUUUUUUUAAAGGACACCCCUAUUCCAGAAACGCUGGUAGUAUCACUUCAGGAUCGUUUUAAUAAUUAUUAAUAAAACUUUUACGUGUCGAUGUUACUAUCUGAUAUUCAUGUUCUAUUACUAUUCGAUUUCAAUGUAUGUUCUAUGAAUGUUACAAAUAUCCUAAAAAAAAAGAAAAAAACAUUAAGCAAGGUCUCUUUGGUUAAAACGGUGCAGUUUCCAAAGAGUCUCUUUAAAUAAUACAAAAAAUAGAUGUUACGUGUAUUUAAAUGUACUUAUUGCUGUACCGUGACGUGAGCUAAUCGUAUACAUUUUUGUCUACCCAAAUAUCACAUAUUAUAUUAUAUUAUAUCUAUUAUUUAUCGUAAUAUCUAACAGAGCACGUUUUGAAAAGAAUUUUCUGCACAAUUUACUUAUAGCUACUUUUAGACAAGUAAUUUCCUCUAUAAGCGGUGUCAAUGUCUAUUUUAGUAAAAUGAUUGUCUAGAUGUCACAUACUUAGUUUUAUGUGUAGGUGUUGUACUAUUAGUAAGACAAACGUAAUAUGAUAACGAUCCUUAUUUUACUAUCAGGGAAAAACGCAACUAAUGCAGCAAUUAAAUCAUCAUUAAAUCCAGCGCACCCUAUGCUAGCACAGUCUAGUCUAGCAUAACCUAACCUAACCUAACAUAACCUAACCUAACAUAACCUAGCCUAACCCGGUCAAACUUCCGCCAUGCUACCUUGCCGUACGUUCCCUUCGUUACCAACCCAUUCUAACAUGACCAAACAUAAUACAAUCCAACCCAAGUCAAUCCAGCGCAAUCUAUGCUGGCCUAACCUAACCUAACCUAACCUAACACUUGAACAAAUGAAAUGCAACAGAGGAGGACAAUUAUUAUACUGUUCACUCGUACGAGAUUCGUGCACAAGCGCUCGUUUUCAAGUGUUUGGAACGGUUGAUGAAAAAAGGUGACCAACUUUAGUCCACCCACAAUCCCGUACAGUGAAAACUACUGUUCGUAUAUGACUCUCGUUUGAGUGAACAGUAGAAUAGUCCUCGAAACAAAAACCGUUACUUCCAUGUCCUUAAAGAAAACUUAAUUUCAAGCAUUUGUUGAAAAGAAAUAAUAAAUAUUUUGAAGUGUAUAACUAAGGCUUUUGUAAUUCGAAACUUGCUACUACAUCUCUGAGGGUUUAAAGCAAUAAACAAAUAAGUUACAGCUUUGCAACCCCGUGAUUAAAUAUUUAAAGGAUUUUAUUAAAAAAAGUGUUCGCUGUCUGUAACAGUUUACCUUAAAAAAGGUAAAAUUUGAUCAACGAACGAUGGUUUCGAACCGAUGAACUUAUGACAGGGCCCUAAUCUUAUAAUUAGGCUAUAUACCGAUCUAGACUCAAUUGUACGCUAUUGCGCCAAUAAGUAUAAUAACCAUAAUAACGUAUGUCCGGUGACUUAUCUCCGCCAUUUUUGAAAAAUAAGAAAGAUGCAUUGUCCUGAAUUGUGAUUGUAAUGUGCAAUAAUGUGUUGCUUCACAACACUCUGUAUUAACAAAAAACAACUGCCCACUAGUAUAAUUAAAUGAAAAAUAAGUUAGUCCCGCCAUUUUUUGAAUAAAUUCAUAUGAGUCAUGUCAUAAAAUAACCAAAUCUACUAUAACGUAGCCUAAGGUAACCGAAAAAUUACUAAUUUUAAAAAAAAUGUAUUAAUAACCUAACCUAACCGAAAAAUUACUUAUUUUUAAAGAAAUAUAUUUGCAAAACAGUAUAUUAAAGCAAAAGACUCGCACACUUCAGCACAACUCUUCAUUUUUAUUUUUCAAAAUGGCGGAGCUAUGUUACAGGAGAUUGAUAUUUAGAACACAGUGUUGAAUUUUAUAAAUCUUAUGAAUCCGUUAGUAAACUCCAUUUACUCCAUUUUAAUGUGUUACCUAUUAAGGUGUAUAACAAACACUAUUUUAGAUUAUAGAACUGAAUAAAAAAAUUUAUUGUCUAAUUAUGUAACAUUCCUCGCUUAUCAUGUGCUGAUUGUAAUUAUUUGUUCUUGAACAUGUAGCAGAGGUACAUAAUAUUUUUCACAAUCAAGAAAACGAAGAAACUUUUCCAAUUUUUAUUCCAAAUAGUCGAACCUAACUGAAAUAAUUAAAUAUAUUCAUUCAAAAACCUUAAUAACAAUCAUCAUGAUUAAGAUGAAGGAAUUAUUAUUGAGAACAGUAAUUUUUUAAAAUAAAAUUAAAGGUAUUAAAAGUUACUAAUUUUGUCAAAAUAAAAUACCUUUGACUUUUAAAUAUCUGAAUGUCAAAAUAUACUUAGUUUUUGAAAAUUUCAUAAUAUAAGACACCAAAGUAUUGGCGCUAAAAAUUAUAUGAAAAGCAAAAAUACAGUAUCACUGAUCUUUCGAAAAUCGAAGGAUUCAGGUGAUGGCUUUAUUAUAGUGGCGAAAAUUUGCUUAUCCGCCGUAAAAGUAAAUCUUACAGAUUACACUGGUGAUAAUACGUGCUUAUUUUUUCUUAGAAUGUAGAAAUAUUGAGUAAUUAAAUAAAAUUAUAAUUAAGUGGAAUUGUUAUUAGAAAAUGCUUAAGAGGUUUAAUAUAAUCGGCAUACCUAAGUGUUAAACUGUGGCCUAAUAUUAUUAUUACAUGGUACGGUACUUAAACAAGAUAUUUCUUUUAAUAAUAAUCCUUUAACAUGUUUCAUUAUUAUCUAGUAACACGCGCUUGCGAAACAACAGUGUAAAUUUAAAUUAAAACGAUUAAAAGCGUAGGCGUUAUCGGCCGCAAUUGAAACUAUUAACGUCUUAAUUUCGAUAUUUUGAAACCUACCCACAAUUUAAGGAAAAAUCCUUCUGCUUCAAAUUAAUCCUGAAAUUAUCUUGUGGAGUCGAUGACAAAUUGUCACACUUAACAUUCCACCAAUCAGGACAAUACAAUAAGAAGAUAAAUAUCUGUGUAAUAUUAUUUAUUAAAUGAAUUAAAAAGGGUUAAUGAUUACCUUCGAUAAGAAUUUAGUUUAAGUCGUUGUAGUAAUGUUAUUGAAAGGAGUAUCUUAAUAGUCCAUUUGCUAUAGGUACUAUUUCGAAAUAUUAUCUAUUUCGAAAAAAACAUAACAGUUACCAUUAUGUCAAAUGUAAAAGUUGAUAGUGUUAUUUUUUGUAAUGUGUAUAGUUAAAAAAAUAAUAAAUAAAACAGUAAGUAUCCUAGAACUGACACGACCUCUAUUGUAACAUGUGGUAUAGAUGAUGAUAAUAAUAAAUACUGCAAGAAAAAUCAACAUGUUUUGCUUGAGUAAAAUUUUUGUCGUUUCCAAUACUCAUUCAAAAAAAAAAAAAAAAUGAGAAAACAGAAUACUUAGUCAACUUUCAUAAACAUUACAAUGUGAUCUAAUACGUAAAUAUUUAAAUAGUCACAAUUAAAUAUUACCUUCAGAAAAGUUAGACCAGCAGUUGUUCUACUACCACAUUAUUAUCUAAAGAUGGCAACAGUGAGAACAUAGUGAUGUGUAUAUAGUUUUAUAUUUGUAAGUAGAACAUUAUUACUGUUACGUUGUAAUUUUGUCUGAAAUGAAACAUUGUUGACAGAUAAUUAAACUUAAGUAAUUGU